Messenger RNA from Tripterygium wilfordii, 1065 nucleotides. RefSeq lists its product as uncharacterized. The transcript has 2 exons. The coding region runs from base 181 to 723 and encodes 180 amino acids. The record is from RefSeq and is a predicted model, not a curated record. Lineage: Eukaryota; Viridiplantae; Streptophyta; Magnoliopsida; Celastrales; Celastraceae.
UCUCUGGUAAACGCAAAAGUUACAGUUGCAAUGGUUGCCGUGGUGGUCUAUUUUGUUUGUUUUUGGUGUGUAUCUCUUGAGUCUCUCUUUAGUAUCCUGUCACCAUCUUUCUCAGUAAAUCGUCGUCUACUGCCCAUGUGAGGCCCAUUAAUUAUCUUGUGUUGAUUUGGGGGUGGUUAUAUGUCCGCUAAGCUUCGAACUCGUGGCUUUUCAUGGUUCCUUGAUAUGAAAAAGUACAAUUGUUUACAAGUGUUACCGUCCUAUCAAUCUGUCUCUCUUUUCAUAAUUCCUUAUGCCUCCUUAUUCCUCAAUUAUAUGAUGCUUCAUUCUCCUCUUUUCAGAUUUCCGCAUUUUCUUGCAGUUAUUGUUUCAAUGGUUCUAUCAAUCACAUUUUACUCUCAACAAGUUUUUUUAUGCAGGCUUGGUAUAGGAGGGACAAGGCUAAUGUUUCAAAAAGACAGAUUAAUUUUGUUACCCGCGUACAGGCAUUUUCCUAGACUUGAGUGUCUAGCCUACUUGCUUAGGCCUAAAGAGAAACAAAGCCGUGCGGGUCCGAUGUAUCCACGGGAAUCGAACAACCCAAAACAGGCUAUAUUGUUGGUGUGUAUGGGGAUGCGGAUUUACAAUAAUUCUCUGUUCGAGUUCAAAAAUUUGUUUUUUCAUUAUCAUUAUUAUCAUUAUUAUUAUUAUUAUUAUUGCGAUGUACGUUCAGUUUUCCAAUAACUGAGCCGAGCCGUCACUUUCCCUGGAAGGCAGAGGUAGAAGUGGAAUGGCCUGGAAGAGAUCAGUGAUAUGCCAUGUUUGGACUUUCGCUGUCUGCCUUAGUGGGCAUUUGGGCUAUCAAUGUUAUUGCCCAACGCACAAUCGUGGGCUUGCAAAAUUUUGGCGACUUCUGAUGGGCUUCAGAAGUCCAUGGAUUUGUUGCUCACAAUCUGACAUAAUGGGCUAUAUAAGCCCAACGCUGAAAAUGAAAUAUGUUUGGAAGUUGAUGGGCUGAGAAACCCCAAAUAGUUUUGAACUUUGAAGCUUUCUGUUUUCUGUCAAGAGGAUUGGCUCAUUCACAUU